Messenger RNA from Amblyraja radiata (thorny skate), 5759 nucleotides. RefSeq names its product NEDD4 binding protein 3 (gene n4bp3). The transcript has 4 exons. The record is from RefSeq and is a predicted model, not a curated record. Lineage: Eukaryota; Metazoa; Chordata; Chondrichthyes; Rajiformes; Rajidae. Gene Ontology annotation, cellular component: cytoplasmic vesicle. The coding region runs from base 871 to 2625 and encodes 584 amino acids.
GUUUCGGACUGGACACUGCUUCAGUGUGAAAGUCUGUGUGAAUGAGUCUGUGUGUACCCGCGAUGCCGGAAUGUUGUAGGGUCAUGGAACAUUGAGUGGAACUAGGGAUCAGUAUGAAGAAGGUCCCGACGCGAACCAACACCUGUGCAUUCUGACUCCAGAUGUUGCCUGAUUCGCUGGGUUCCUCCAGCACCUUGUGUUUUGAUUGAGUGGGAGUAAGCACCUUGUCCCUUUAAAAAUCCAUAUUUGAAUAUAUUAUAACUGCAUCCACAACUUUUGUAGCCGAGCCUUACUCAAUGUUAUUGGACAAGCUGCAUGUCCCAUCGUUGCGAACUGAAUAUCAUUUUCGCGUCUGAUUACGGGUCGACAUCUAUUAACGAUCAACUUGUCGAUUUACAACCAGUGGAGUUCAAAGUCCUUUUUUUUGUUGCCGAAGGAUCCAACCCCGUACUGCCUGAAUUAUCCAGUCCCUCUUUUGCGGCGGCCCGUUCCACUGACUUUGCCACUGCAUCGAGUAAAGUCAGAUUAGCGCUGGCUGCACUCUCACAGCGUGUCAGUGGGAGAGGCGGAUGACCUGAAACCUCUUUCAGUGACUGCACCGAGUCUUGAGCGGGAGAGGAAAAAGUGCCGUCCUCCUGAGCACAUCCAGUGGAAAACAGGGCAGAAUGGAGUGAAAACCAUCUGAGUGAGCCCACCGGUUAACCCAAUGAAUCCAAGCUAAACUGGAACCGAAAGGAGCGAACCCUACACGAUGUUGCCAUCAAGCCAUGUUCUUGGAGUCGUGAAUGCCCAUGGCUGCGGUCAACACUCUGCCUAUCUAGUGAUUCCAACAACCUGUAUCCUUGUUUUCCCGUCAACAGCAAAUGCAAAAUGGGAAGCGUUGGUAGUCUGAUGGCUGAAAAGCAUGACCUCCCAUGUGAUAAUGUGAAAAGUCGCCGGAGUCGCAAUGCAUGCAAUCUCAGGCAGCCGGACGGGCUGUUUAAAAAGGGAUUGUCCCAAAGGGAGCUGUUGAACUAUCUGAACAACACCAAAAAAGGAGCAAAGGCAGAGAAAAGGGUAGCAUCUGGGAGCUCUUCCAUGGAAUGCUGCCGGAAAGAUGGACAGUUUGAGAUUUAUGGAAAGGAAAUUGAUCUUACAAAGAAUUCACUUCCUGUUGGAGGGAAAUUCGAAAAGUCACGAUUCCGACCCUCUGCAUUUAAACCAGUGGUGCCAAAGAAUUUCAGUUCAAUGCAGAAUCUUUAUCCACAACAGUCGAAGGAGAUGAGUGACAGCACAGCCAGCCUCAAUGACUUCAGCAAGACGGACCACUCACCACUGAGGAAUGGUGCUGAAAAGCAGGAUUAUUUCAGGACAGCCAGUCAAGAAGAAGGCCUGUCUGACUCUGGGCGGAACUCCAUGACCAGUCUCCCACCCUGUGGAACAGGGGUGAAGCACCAUGUAGGGCAAAUAAGCUCCUCCAUGGGCCAAAUCAACCACAUUGGCUCAAAUUGCAUUGAUGGGGGAUCCAAGGAAGUUUCAAGCUCUGACAGUGGCCGCUUCUCGUACAAGAGUAUGGCGGUCCUGAGAGGGCUGAACACCCAGGGCAACAUGUCCCCCUCCUGCGAGCUUUCGCGAUCGAUGGAAGACGUCGUCAGAGAACUGGAAGACCGACUUCACGAGAGGGAAGUGGAGCUGAAGCAUGUGAGAAGGAAUCUGAAUGAGAGCGAGGACGCCAUUGCGCAGGUGUUUGAGGAUAAACAAAGGCUGUGGGAGAAGGAGAUGGAAGAGCUCAAGCGGAUCUAUGCCAGCAAGCUGCGCCAGGUGACCCAGCAAGCCCAGCACACCCAGCGCACUCUACAGCUGCAGGUCUUCAAGAUCCAGCAGGAGAAGAGGAAGCUGCAGGAGGAUUUUGACAAGUUGUUGCUGGAAUGUGAGCAGCUCAAAAGCUGCUGUACAUCUUAUCGACAGGAGCAAGACGACUUAACCCCAAGGCUAGAGGAAACCAAAUGGGAGGUCUGUCAGAAGGCCGGUGAGAUUGCUCUGCUGAAGCAGCAGCUGCGAGACUCUCAGGCAGAGGUGGCAGAGAAACUCGGUGAGCUGUUCAACCUCAAAGCUCUGCUCCAAGAGGUCCAAGUGGAGCUCUGUACCAAAGAUGAACAGGUUUUGCUGUUGAAGAACUCAGUUCAGGAGCGACCAAAGCAAUUAGCUAAGAAUACAGAUUCCCUGCAACAGCAGGAUCCCACCUCAUUCCAAGAAGCCUCCCAGAGGAGAGUUGAUGCCCCUGAAGAGAUGAAGGGCUUGUUCAGUCGGGAGACCGAUGAUCUGAAGUCCAGAGGCUUUCACGAAGACAUCACCCAGGGUCUAGUCCUCCAGGUUGAAAGGCUGAAAGCUGAACUGCUAUUGGAACGGAGGCAGAGUGAAGCUCAAGCUGCCAGUUUUGAAAUUGAGAGGAAUAUCUGGCAAGAUGAAAAGGAAAAAGUCAUCCAGUAUCAGAAACAACUGCAGUCUAACUACCUAGAGAUGUACCAAAGAAACCAGGCCCUUGAACAAGAAGUCGAAGAGAUCGCAGCCAAAGCAGAAUUAACAGAAACUGAUGCUAAACAGAACCUACCAUGGAUUGAGAGAAUUGAAUCCUCUGAGAUAUGACAGGCAAUGAAAUGUAUUUCUAGGUCUAGGACACUAACUCUUUAAAAAAAACAUAUUAUGUGUUUCCUCAAGAUGAGCAGACAUUUUAGAAAGCACGAUGGCAGACUAUUACAUCGGGAGGAUGUUACUGACUUCCAUCUACAAAUGGAAAUGAUGUAACACAAGGAAACUUCAAAAAAUGUCAAGAAUGGAAGGUGGUAGCAGGUGUGCGAAGGGAACCGAGAACACUUGGUUCUAUAUGAUAAAAAUCUGUGAGGUGAUUGACUUUUUCCCAUGCUUGAAAAAUGGUGCAAAUUUCUGUACAUUUGCAAAUCUGACUUAAACAAUCCAUGUUUAUUUCUAAACAAGGCUUCAAAAUGUGAAAUAAUCCAAGGAUGUUAUAUAUAAUAUAUAUAAAAGUAUAUAUGUUAGAAUUGCUGCACAGAAUGGCACAGUGCAAUUCCUCGAGUACCUCUCUGAGUUAGGGUUUACUUUAAAUUUCACAUUCCACAGAUUAAUCCUUGCAGAGUUGCUAGAACAGCACAGGAAACAGGCCCAUUGGCCGAUAAUGUCCAUGCCAAUUUUUCUGAUCCAAAAAACAUUUUAAUGCUGCUAUCGUAUCUGUCUCCAUCACCACACCUGGUUGUAUGUUCUAGGCACCCACAGCUCUCUGUACAAAAAGGAAUUGACACAUGUUUUUAAAUGUUGCCCCUCUCAUCUUAAAGCAAGCACUCUAGUCUUUGACAUUUCCACCUCGGGGGGGAAAAAGCUUCAGACUCUCAAUCCCAUCUAUGCCUUUCUUAAAUUUACGUACAUCUAUCAUGUCUCCCCUUAGCCUCUUACGUUCCAUAGAACACAAACCAAAUUUCUCCAACCUAAGAGCCUUAACCCUUUAAUCAUUCUGGUAAACUGGCACCUUCUCCAUAGCCUCCACACCUUUCCUGUAGUGGGGCAUCCAAAUUAUACACAAAACUCCAAAUGUGGCUAAAUCAAAGUCCCAUGAAGGUGCAACAUGACUUCCUGACAUUUCCACCAGCAUACCAUGUGCCUUCAUUACCACUCCUACUCGUGAUGCCAUUUUAAAGGGACCCAUUGCUUUGGACCCAAAGAUCACUCUGUACAUCAAUGCCAUCUUCUGCCAUUCUUCUUCUUUCGUGUCCAUCUUCCAUGUUUCAAAUGUUGACAUCGCUGUCAUCGUCCAUCCUGAAAAGGAUGCAACAAGUGAUGGCUCCCACUGAUGUCCUGCAAUUAACUGUAUACUUUCUCUUUAGACUUUAGUAUACAGGCUUUUGGAAACAGGCCCUUCAGCCCACUGAGUCCACGCUGACCAGCAAUCACCCAGUACCUAGGGACAAUUUACUAUUUUUACCAAAGACAAUUAACCUACAAACCUGUAUGCCUUUGGUGUGUGGGAGGAAACUGGAGCACCCAGGAAAACCCAUGUGGUCAUGGGGAGAACAUCCAAACUCUGUGCAGACAGCGCCCGUACUAAGGAUUAAACCCAGGGCUCUGGUGCUGUAAGGCAACAACCCUACCAUUGCAACACCUUGCCGCCCUGCUAAUACACCCCUGAUAAUAGCUCAAGGACGCAGAACCAACCAAUCCCCGUCCACUGAUGCUCUCAUCCACCUAGCGGAGCUGGUCCUUUCGCCACAUCCAACGGGAUCCCGCCACUGGCCACAUCUUCCCAUCUCCUCCCCUGUCUGCUCUCCGCAGAGACCGCUCUCUCCGUAACUCCCUGGUCAAUUCGUCCCUUCCUACCCAAACCACCCCCUCUCCUGGCACUUUCCCUGGCAACCGCAGGAAAUGUUACACUUGUGCUUUACCUCCACCCCUUGACUCCAUUCAAGGACCCAAGCAGUCUUUCCAGGUGCGGCUGAGGUUCACCUGCACCUCCUCCAACCUCAUCUAUUGCAUCCUCUGCUCUAGAUGUCAGCUGCUCUACACCGGUGAGACCAAGCGUAGGCUUGGCGAUCGCAUCGCCCAACACCUCCGCUCGGUUCGCAUUAACCUACCUGAUCUCCCGGUGGCUUAGCACUUCAACUCCCCCUCCCAUUCCGAAUCCGACCUUUCUGUCCUGGGCCUCCUCCAUGGUCAGAGUGAGUAAAUUGGAGGAUCAGCACCUCGUAUUUCCCUUCGGCAGUUUGUCCCCCAGCGGUAUGAACAUUGACUUCUCUAAUUUCAGGUAGUCCCUGCUUUCUCCUCCCUUUCUCAGUUCUCCCUUGGCCCACUGUCUCCGCCUCUUCCUUUCUUCUUCCCGUCCCCCCCACCCCCACAUCAGUCUGAAGAAGGGUCUCGACCCGAAACGUUGCCUGUUUCCUUCACUCCAUAGAUUCUGUCUCACUGGCUGAGUUUCUCCAGCAUUUUUGUCGACCCUGAUAAUAGCUCAAUAUUCAAAGAACAAUGUUGACUUCAGCAUCUAAUAUGCUUGUGCUUUCAUGCAAGACACUGAGUCCAUCUGGUGACAAAUAUCUGCACUGCAUCCACAUUCUAAGCUGCUCAUUCCUCCACUGGCACUUCUCUCACUAUAGAUGACUGCACCAGUUAUGUUGUUGCACCAACAGCAAUCAGCAACAUCAGCGGCAAUCUUGGUUCACUUUUAAAACUUCCGUUUUAAUCAGUGUCUGUGGUAGAGAAUUAAAUAUCUGUAAAAUAAUGUUUAGUUUAUUAGUUUAGUUUAUUAUUGUCGUGUACCAAGGUACCGUGAAAAGCUUUUUUUUGUUGCGUGCUGUCCAAUCAACAAAUAGACUAUACAUAAAUACAAUGAAGCCAUCCCCAGUGUAUAGAUACAGUAUAACGUGUAUAUUAUUCCCCACUCUAGUUGAGGAGAGGGCGGUUCCAUUGCCCGAUAACAGCUGGGGGAAAAAUGUCCCUGAAUCUGCACUUAUGCAUUUUCAAACUUCUGUACCUCUUGCCUGAUGUGACAGGGGAGAAGAAUGAGUGACCAGGGUGAGACUGGUCCUUGAUUAUGCUGGUGGCCUUGCCAAGACAGUGUGAAAUAUAGAUGGAGUCCAUGGAAGGGAGGUUGGUUUGACCCAGCAUCUUAACAUUGUAUAGUUAACUGAUCCAGAUUAGUAAGCUUGCUAUUAACCAAUCAUUUAUGGCUUGAACUUUUUUGACAAACAUUUAAAUAAACUUGAUAACUUACAUUGAUA